GGCAGCGGUGGUGUGGGCCGAGCCGCGCUAUGGGCAUUCAGGGGCUGCUGCAGUUCAUCAAGGAGGCCGCGGAGCCCGGCCACGUGAAGAAGUACCGCGGGCAGGCGGUGGCGGUGGACGCGUACUGCUGGCUGCACAAAGGCUCCUAUGGCUGCGCAGAGAAGCUGGCCAGGGGAGAGCCGACGGACCAUUAUGUAGCUUUCUGCAUGAAACUUGUUGAUAUGCUCCUCUCAUUCGGAAUUAAACCGAUUUUGGUAUUUGAUGGAUGCACCCUACCUUCUAAAAAGGAAGUAGAGAAGGCCCGAAGAGAGAAGCGACAAGCCAAUCUUCUGAAAGGAAAGCAGUUGUUUCGGGAAGGGAAAUUUUCAGAAGCAAGGGACUGUUUUGCUCGCAGUGUGAAUGUUACACAUGCUAUGGCUCACGAAGUCAUUAAAGCUGCACGAGCCCGAGGAGUUGAUUGUAUUGUUGCUCCCUAUGAAGCUGAUGCUCAGUUGGCUUACCUUAAUAAGACUGGUGUGGUUCAGGCCAUCAUUACAGAAGAUUCUGAUCUUUUAGCUUUUGGAUGUAAAAAGGUGUUUUUGAAAAUUGACAAAUUUGGAAAUGGAUUGGAGAUAGAUCAAGCUCGGCUAGGAAACUGCAAGCACCUCGGAAAUAUAUUCACUGAAGAGAAGUUCCGUUAUAUGUGUAUUCUGUCUGGUUGUGACUACCUCUCAUCAAUCCAUGGAAUUGGGUUAGCUAAAGCAUGCAAGUUACUAAAAUUAGCUAACAAUCCAGAUAUUAUAAAGGUUAUUAAGAAAAUGGGGCACUACUUGAAGAUGAAUAUAACUGUAUCAGAAGAAUACAUACAGGGUUUCACACGAGCCAAUAAUACAUUCCUUUAUCAGUUGGUUUUUGAUCCCAUCAAGAGAAAACUAGUUCCUCUGAAUGAUUAUGCUGAUGAUAUUGAUCCAGAAACGCUAAUUUAUGCAGGACGACACUUUGGAGAUAGUACUGGUUUUCAAAUUGCCCUUGGGAACAUUGAUAUUGAUACGAUGGAACAAAUUGAUAACUAUAACCCUGAUACUGCACAGCCUACACAGCAAAGAAGCCAUGGCUGGAAUGACAAACGUGCUAAUCAUGUAAAUAGUAUUUGGAGCAAAGACUACAAGCUUGGCCCUAGUACAGAUGAUGUUCCUCAUACAACUCACUUACCAGAGAAAUCAACAACGAAAGGCAUUGAGAAGAUAAUCAGUAUCAAAGGGUUAAAUCUUCCAGGCAAAGAGCUCUUUGCAAAAAGACAAAGGAGUGAUUUAGAAGAACUCUCAGAUGGAGAUCUGUUGAAUCAAUAUUCAUUUUCGAAAGCGAAAAAAUUCAAGGAGAGUGGUGAAGAUGGUCAAUCACAGAAGAGCAUUUCUGCAAUAGAAAACAUUGAUUCUUCAGGGAAUUCUGUUAUUAAAGAAAGCUCUAACUCUCUGCCCAGAGUUAGAAAUAAAUUUGCUUCCUUUCUGCAAAGGAAAAACAAACAGACAGAUGCUGUGAUUGUUCCAGGAACAAGAAGCAGAUUUUUCUGCAAUGAUGCAGAUAUGUUUGGUUUUAAAGGAAAGGAUGAGAGUGAUAUAAUUCAAGAUGUUGAGGAGGAUUGCAAGCAACAGGAGGUAGAACAUGUAGCUGAAGAUGAAUCUCCAUUUUUAGAAACUGAAAAAACAAAGACUGUCUCAUCAGUUCCUGGAGAAAGACCAAGAAGUUGCUUCCAGUGGCUUAGCAUCCUUGGAAAUCAUUCAGGAAAUCCUGGUCCAUCUCAUACUGUAUUCUCACAGCAGUUUCACCAACAGAGAAGCAGCUGUAUGGCAUCUCAGGAAGAUAACAGUAAUGGGGUACAAGCAGAGACUGAAGCCAUGUGUGGUGAAUCAGAUGAAGAAUCCUCUCCCUUAAUAGAACCACAGUGUUUCUCCCAGUCUCAAAAGUCUUUUGAGCCACCAGAAUGCAGGUUGGAGUCUUCAAAAAUACUACAGGAAUCUGACUCCAAUUUAAGACUGUUUGAUAACCAAUGUACUCAGAGGUCUCCAGUAUUUUCUGCUGUUCGAACUGACAGAAAGAAUAUGGUAGCAAAGAUCAAGGUUCCUGGUUUACGCAAAUCCAGUUCUGUGGGGUCGCAUAUUGUGACAAAACUGAAGCCAUUGAUACCAGCUAAAGCAAGUGGAUUAAGUAAGAAACUGUCUCCUGUGCAGAAAAGGAAUCACUGCGAUGCUGAAAAUAAGUUGGGACUACAAGCCACCAUUGGUGAACUCUGGAGAAACUUCCAGUUUAAAAGAGACUAUGAAAAGCUCCCUUCUUGUAAAAAGUCAGACCCGCUGUCUCCAAUCAAAGAUAAUAUUCAGCUCACUCCAGAAACAGAAGAAGAAAUCUUCAAUCACCUUGAACGCACUCAAGUUCAGAGAGCUAUAUUCCAAUGAACUGUAUGCUGUGCAAUAGAAUGCAUUUUUAUCACUGUCAAAAUUUCUUUCGGACCUCAUCAGUAUAGAAAAGAUACUUUGAAAAUUAGCUGUACGUUUUAGUCUGAUUACUGAUUUCUCAUCUCGUUUUAUAAAAAGUGAGUUGAAAGGUACAGUUUAAUACUGACUGAAAUAAAACCUUCAG
Centrocercus urophasianus (Greater sage-grouse) is the source of this 2616-nucleotide messenger RNA. RefSeq names its product exonuclease 1 (gene EXO1). Lineage: Eukaryota; Metazoa; Chordata; Aves; Galliformes; Phasianidae. The coding region runs from base 30 to 2432 and encodes 800 amino acids. Gene Ontology annotation, cellular component: nucleus. The transcript has 14 exons. Gene Ontology annotation, molecular function: DNA binding; 5'-flap endonuclease activity; 5'-3' DNA exonuclease activity. The record is from RefSeq and is a predicted model, not a curated record. Gene Ontology annotation, biological process: mismatch repair; DNA recombination.